This is a messenger RNA of Pediculus humanus corporis (human body louse), 1419 nucleotides long. RefSeq lists its product as uncharacterized. The record is from RefSeq and is a predicted model, not a curated record. Bases 1 to 1419 code for a protein of 472 amino acids. NCBI's taxonomy places the organism in Eukaryota, Metazoa, Arthropoda, Insecta, Psocodea, Pediculidae. The transcript has 8 exons.
AUGGCAGUUUUAAGUCUCCCAGAAUAUAAAACAAUCGAAACAAGUUGCAUUGAAUAUGUUCAUCCGUGGAACAAUUCAUGUACGACUGCGACAUUCGAAUUGUUGGUAUUCGCUUUUUUCCAGUCGUUAAAAACAUACACAACUGUUUAUUUGUUUACGUUAAUAAUGAGACGUAAAAAAUUAACAAAAAAAGUCAUGAAAGAAACAUUAUUGGGAAUAUUGCAAUCGACAAUUUUUUUAACGACUCAUUCCUUUGGAUUUCCAUUUCUAAUAUGCGGACUAAGGAAAUUAACGGGUCGUUUCGACAAAUAUUCCGUGUCAUUUUGGCCUUCGUUUUUAAGCAGCGUCGUUGCGAUACAUUUGGAAAGAUCAUCUAGACGUCCCAUACUUUGCCUUUACGUCACAAACGUCGCGACCGAAACACUGUUCAGAAUGGCCGUUUGGAGAGGUUGGGUCAAACCGAUAAAAUUUGGCGAAACGAUUAUAUUUACUCUGUCGACGACAUUGUUACUCUAUUGGUUUCGAAGUGACGUAGAAAAUAAAGAUUCCAUGUUUUCAGCACUGAGGUACGUUGUGGGUCGUUACGAAGAAGGAAAAUCACCGGAAAGACCGAUGAUGGAAUCGGUGGAUUCACCGCCGCCUAAAAGGUGUAAAUUUCAAACGAAUUCAUCGACUGAUGAUAAUUAUUCAAUGUAUAUAAUUAUAUCGAAUAUUUGUCACGCUUACAUGGUUUUAAUUGACGGCGUGAGAUUUCAACCUCGGUCGCCAUAUUGUCCGCAUCCUCACAGUUGCAUUUUUUACUCUUUGCAGGGUUUGGGAAAAAUGUUGGCCGUGGGUUACGGUGUUCAAUUGGCACUACGAUUGGUACUUUCUGCGAAAAAAAUUCUACGAAAACCUUCCAUUUUAUUCAGAAUAUUUUUUUCGGAUAAAGUUUUAAAUUUAGGAAAAUUUUUAGGAUUGUUUUGUUUAUUGUUUAGAAGUUCUUCGUGCGGUUUAAGAUGGUUACGCGGUUCGGAUUCUGAAUUUCAUGCCAUACCAUCAGGUUUAUUAGCAGGUUUAGCUUUUCAAUUUUAUCCGGAUAGCACGGCUGCUUUAUACGUCAUGUGGAAAGCUUUUCAGAUUCUUUACGUUAAAAUGGUCGAAUCGGGUUAUUUACCAAAAAUACCCUACGGAACAAUAUUACUCUAUUGUUUUUCAACGGCCGUUCUUUUUCACACGGCCAUAUUGGAACCGCAAAAUUUAAGGCCGUCCUAUUAUAAAUUUUUACAUUCGCUCUCGGGUGGUAGAAUAGCCGUCAUGAAUAGAGAAUGCCUCGAUCCGUUCGGUUUAGACACGUCUAAACAUCACAGAGACGUCAUGACAAAAUUAAAAUUAAAUUUUAAAAUUGUUCAAAGUUUUCUUUUAUCACAUAGAAAAUGA